Molecule: messenger RNA, 4656 nt
Organism: Strigops habroptila (Kakapo)
Lineage: Eukaryota; Metazoa; Chordata; Aves; Psittaciformes; Psittacidae
Gene: TUBGCP4
Product: tubulin gamma complex associated protein 4
Exons: 18
Coding region: 937-2937 (666 amino acids)
Biological process (GO): cytoplasmic microtubule organization; microtubule nucleation; meiotic cell cycle
Cellular component (GO): equatorial microtubule organizing center; spindle pole; centrosome
Molecular function (GO): gamma-tubulin binding; microtubule minus-end binding
Source: RefSeq, a predicted model, not a curated record
GAGAAUAGUUUUAUUAUACUGAUACAUGAUAAAACGAUACUGUUAGGGGUCCCAAGUUACACAUAAACAUAGUUACAGAAAGCAAAUGCAAACAUGUCAGAGACUGUACUAAAAGAAAAACAUCUUUAGAAAAUGGGGCGACAUACUAGGAACAUAUUAAUCCCUGUAAGAAUGUAACAGAAGUUGUUCUUCCUGCAUUUCAGACCUCAUUGUUACAAGCUGAUCACAAACCAAAUAUACAUUUAAAAUGGACAGUUGACAUGUUUUAUGAUGCUUAACACUAAUUUCUUCUAAAUGAAGAAGAGUAAAUAUGCGCAUGAAGGAAAACACUGCCAAAAUUAGGAAAACUAACAUGAGAUUGCUAAAACCUGUUAUAUAUAAGAUAUCUAAUUAUUUAUUUAUUAGAUAACUUUUUUUUUAAGCCAGUUUAUUAGAUAACAAUUUUGAAAGCAGACAGUUUUGACUAAAAGAAUACUGAAAGAGAGACAAAGUGAAUGAAAGCAAUAUAUAAUAAAUGGCAAAAGGUAAGACUGGCACUGAUACAUCAUAGAAUAGUUUGAUUUGGAAGGGACCUUCCCCCUAUAACACUGACAAAUAACAUGAGAAACUAAUAAAGAAACCCACUCAGGAAUACCAAAGCCAAAAACUCACCCAUCCAAGCAAGCUGCGGAUUUGCUGCUGCCUCGAAGGGACCUUCCAGACCAGCACUUACCAUCACGACCUCGCACGUUACCCAACCGUUCUCCCACAGCAAGCGAGCGCCAAUACACCCCCAAAGCGGCGAAGGUGAGAGCCUCCCUACGCGGGGCGGGGCACGGCGGGGCGGAUCUGCCCCUUGCAGUACGACUGCGCGCAGAUGGUGAGGCUCUGUUACCCUGGGUCUGCCUUUCCCGGCGGCCCUUGCACGCUUCCCAGUAGUCCGCGCGGCGCUGCAGGAUGAUCCAUGAGCUGCUGCUGGCGCUUAGCGGGUACCCGGGGGCGGCCUUCACCUGGAGCAAGCGUGGUGGCCUGCAGGUGUCCCAGGAGCUGCCGUUUCUGCACCCCAGCGAGACCAGCGUCCUGAACCGGCUCUGCCGCCUCGGCACCGACUACAUCCGCUUCGCUGAGUUCGUGGAGCAGUACACGGGGCACGUACAACAGCAGGACCAUCAUCCAUCUCAACAAAACCAGAGUGGGUUACAUGGCAUUUAUUUGCGAGCCUUCUGCACAGGUCUUGAUUCAGUGCUGCAGCCUUAUCGACAGGCACUACUUGACCUAGAACAAGAGUUUCUGGCUGACCCUCAUCUUUCCAUCUCACAUGUUAAUUACUCCUUGGACCAGUUUCAGUUACUCUUCCCUUCUGUGAUGGUCAUGGUGGAACAGAUCAAGACUCAGAAGAUUCAUGGAUGUCAGAUACUAGAGACAGUCCACAAACAUAGCUGUGGGGGGCUGCCUCCUGUUCGCAGUGCUCUUGAAAAGAUUCUGGCUGUGUGUCAUGGAGUCAUGUAUAAGCAGCUCUCUGCCUGGAUGCUGCAUGGAUUGCUACUAGAUCAACAUGAAGAGUUUUUUAUCAAACAGGGCCCCUCUUCUGGGAAUGUCCCUAGCCAACCUGAAGAAGAUGAUGAUGACCUAGGAAUUGGGGGCCUUACAGGAAAACAGCUACGAGAACUGCAAGACUUGCGCUUGAUUGAGGAGGAGAACAUGUUAGCUCCAUCUCUAAAACAGUUUUCUCUGCGAGUAGAAAUGCUGCCCUCAUACAUUCCUGUGCGGGUUGCUGAGAAAAUCCUUUUUGUGGGAGAAUCUGUACAGAUGUUUGAGAAUCAAAAUGUUAACCUGACCAGAAAAGGCUCCAUCCUAAAAAACCAGGAGGACACUUUUGCAGCAGAGCUACAUCGACUCAAGCAGCAACCGCUCUUUAGUUUGGUGGACUUUGAAUCAGUGGUUGACUGGAUACGGAGCACUGUUGCUGAGCAUCUUUGGAAACUGAUGGUGGAGGAAUCAGAUUUACUAGGACAACUAAAGAUUAUAAAAGAUUUUUACCUUUUGGGAAGAGGCGAACUAUUUCAGGCCUUCAUUGACACUGCACAGCACAUGUUAAAAACACCACCUACAGCUGUAACUGAACAUGAUGUCAACGUUGCGUUUCAGCAGUCUGCUCAUAAAGUGCUGUUAGAUGAUGACAACCUUCUUCCUCUGCUUCACUUAACCAUUGAGUAUCAUGGAAAGGAACAUAAAGAUACUUCUCAGACUCGCGAAGGGCCUUCCCGGGAGUUAUCUCCACGUGAAGCCCCUACAUCUGGAUGGGCAGCUCUGGGCCUUUCUUACAAAGUUCAAUGGCCGCUGCACAUUCUCUUUACUCCUGCUGUUCUGGAGAAGUACAAUGUUGUAUUCAAAUACCUGCUGAGUGUGCGACGAGUCCAGGCUGAGCUACAGCACUGCUGGGCUCUCCAGAUGCAGCGCAAACACCUGAAAUCUAACAGAACUGAUGCCAUCAAAUGGCGUCUGAGGGAUCACAUGGCUUUUCUUGUCGACAAUCUUCAGUAUUAUCUGCAGGUGGAUGUACUGGAAUCUCAGUUCUCACAACUGCUGCAGCAGAUAAAUGCCACACGAGAUUUUGAGAGUAUACGAUUGGCUCAUGAUCAUUUCUUAAGUAAUCUGUUGGCUCAGUCUUUCAUCCUCCUAAAACCUGUUUUCCACUGCUUAAAUGAAAUUCUGGAUCUUUGUCAUAGUUUUUGUUCUCUGGUCAGUCAGAAUCUGGGCCCAUUGGAUGAACGGGGAGCUGCACAACUCAGUAUUUUGGUGAAGGGAUUCAGUCGUCAGUCAUCACUUCUCUUCAAGAUUCUCUCUAGUGUUCGGAACCAUCAGAUAAACUCUGACUUAGCUCAACUGCUGCUACGCUUGGAUUAUAACAAAUACUACACCCAGGCUGGAGGAACCUUGGGCAGUUUUGGGGUUUAAGCACUAAGACCUUUUCUUCAGGCCGUGACCAAUGCCAUGUUAAGCAGUGGAGACUGUGCCCUUGGAGAGCUUGCACUGAACUGAGUGUUAAUUCGUGGCUGGCUCUUGCUGGUGAAGCCCUGUUUCAGAAGGAAUUGCCAGGAAGUGCCACUUACUGUGAGGCUGCCCUGUGACUGCAGAAAGCUACUCCAUGUUUUCCGAGCUAGUAAAAACAUGCUUUCUGCAACCCUGCAUAUAUGUAUAAAUGCUUUUAGGGAGGCAGUCUGUACCUCUUCAGAAAGUGAAAAAGCAACAAAAAUUACAAUGUCUUGACUCUUCAGCUGGACUAUGAUCUUUUGCAAGUUGGAGUAUGGAGGAAGUGGUCUGUUGUUCUUGACUAUGAAUUAAGUUGUGGCUCUAUUCAGAAGUUCCACUGCUUUACAGUACACAAUGUCUGCUAAUAAAAUACAGACUUGCAGGUAAAUGAAACAACUGCAAUAACAGCCUGAGGGAAAGGGGGAGGGAAGAAGGAUUUUUAGGAAUCUCUUCUCGUACAGUGCAUUGUUCUAGCGUAUCUGUAUAGGUAUAGGAGCUACUAGUGGUGUCACAUGCUUUCUCUAUAAAACAUAAUACAUUUUGUGUGCUAAAGUUAUGCCCAUCAAGACCGAAGUAGGAGCUUUGCCCUAUUCAAAAUACAAACCUCCCUCUGCUGGCAGAAAACUGCUAGAACUAAAACUGGGGAGAAACACGCAGGAUGCCAGUUCUAAAUGCUACUAGUGACUGUCCUACUGAACCACAAUAAAACCAUCUUGUCACGCAGUUAUGAAGAAUACUGUCAGCGUCUGCACCCAAGUGCAAAGGGUUUAGAGUGGCACAGCGUUCUGUUCCAUGGAAAGCAGUAUUUGGCAGGAACUUCUUGCAUGUUACUAAGAUUUCUUAGUCUUGCUAAAACAGACUAUCUUGCAGUAAGUCCAGUUGGAUGAAUGGCAGAAGAGAGCCCUCUGGUCUGUCACUGGGGUGUAAUAUCAGCUUUCCCAGUUUGAACGCAGAGGCUACCAGGAAACCACCCCUGCCCUCAAAGUGUUGGUAUUUUCACACUCUAAAGCUGCAGCUCUUGAGAAAGUUAUGUGUGCCUGGGGGGAAAAAGGCUGCUUUAUGCACACUUGGAUACAGUAACAACAGCCAGCCAAAUAAGAGUGCCUGGCAUCUUCAGUAUGCUACAGAUGUUUGUGGUCGGACUGUGCCUGAUGCAGAGUUUAAAACCCUGUGACUGUGGAAAAAAAGUUAGAAAACUAAGAAAGGGUGUUGAAGUUUGGAUGUGGGAUUUACAGACCAAUACAGUCAAAAUAUUAAGGUAAAAAUACAAAAUAAUAAGAUAAAAAAACCACCUCAAGAAAAACUUAUAUUUUUGAAGCAGGGGACUGAAGACUCUGAAGGAGGCUGGAUGAAGGCCUGGGUAAACAUACCUCUAGUCUAUAGGGUUGUAAAGAGUGAAGAACUGUUGAACUCUGCUUUUGUCUGUAUGCAGGUUGACCAUUAAGAUAAAGUGCCUGGCUGUGAAUGCAGCAGCUUAGAAAUAGACUUACUCCAUUACCAUAUAAACAAAACUACACAGCACUUACUCUUUACACCUCAGUCUCCCAGCAGUUCAGUUGUCCUAGGUCCCUGUGUCUGCAUCUCUUCUUAGGUAGUGCCAGUCUGCACUAAGGCAGGUCAAUACCUAUAUAGUCACAACAGUGA